AUGACUGCUAAUGGUGGGUCUGCUAAACGGGACUCGACCUCAGCGGUUCGGCAACCUGUACAGCAGGACAACAAGACUAAAAUUCAACGGCCAAUGCAGUGUAAAGUGUUGCUGCUGAAUGGAGAAGAGUUUGAAGGAAUUGUUGAUAAACGUGCAACUGGUCAGGUGCUAUUUGAGAAUGUGUGUGAAUAUUUGGAUCUACUAGAGCAAGACUACUUUGGCCUACAGUUUUCAGAAGAACAAGAUCCUGAACAUGUUAAAUACUGGCUUGAUCUCAACAAAAAGAUCACCAAACAGAAAAAGAAAGGAAAGAUGUACUUUGAAUUUGCGCUCAAGUUUUAUCCGCCAGAUCCCACCCAUCUUGCAGAGAGCUUGACCAGAUACCUUGUUUGUUUACAAAUCAGAAAGGAUAUCAUCAGUGGAAAGCUGCCCUGCUCACAAGCCACCCUGGCAAUGCUGGGAUCAUACGCUGUCCAGGCAGAUAUUGGAGACUACGACCCUGUAGAUCAUGGGACUGGUAUCGACUAUAUCCGGAACAUGCCAUUUGCUCCAGAGCAGACGGAGGAUCUGCUGUUCAAAAUAGCUGCCUUGCACAGACAGCACAAGGGCCAGACUCCAGAACAAGCAGAGUUACAUUAUCUUGAAUAUGCAAAGAAGAUACCUCUGUAUGGCAUUGAUCUUCACAAGGCAAAGGAUUCAGAUUAUGUGGACAUCAUGAUUGGAGUUGGUUCUACUGGCAUCUCUGUGUACAGGAACAACCUGAGAAUCAACAGAUUUGUUUGGCCAAAGAUUCUCAAAAUCUCCUACAGACGGAACAAAUUCCUGCUGAGAAUUCGACCUGCAGAAUUUGAAACAUUUGAGAGCUGGAUUACAUUUCGACUUCCAAACAACAAAAUGGCUAAACGUCUCUGGAAGAUUUCUGUUGAGCAUCAUGCCUUCUUGAGACUCAGAUCAGCAGAGGAUGCCAAGAAGAGAGCAGGCUUUCCUCGAUUUGGUUCCAAGUACCGUUACUCUGGACGUACUUUGUAUCAGACUCGUUUGAAUGCAUCAAUGGCUGACCGGCGCUCCAAGCAGUUUGAAAGAACUCACAGUCGGCAGUCACUGAAUACUGUUGUCAAAUUCAGAAGUCAAGAUAACUUGAAUGAGCACAAGGAGCUGCAGUAUGACCAUCAGCAUAUCAAGAACAUCCAGAACCUGUCGCUGAACAUCAACAAGUCCAACCAGAACACAGCUCCCAUUGAUGACGGCAGGACCCCGUUUCAGUCACCACUUCCUCAGCUUGACCCUCCCGUGUUUAUGACCCGUGAAAUUAUUAUCCAUAAUGAGGAAGACUUUGAUGAGAAACUGCCACAAGUACCCACCGAUUCACCGAACAUGGAGAAAAGGCCAAUGUCUGGUCGCCAUACUCUGGGUGGGGUAACUACUCCUCUUGCUGUUGUGAACCAACCACUGAAGAGACCAGACUCUCAGACUGAGUCGGAGAGUUCUUCAGCUAGCAUGGGGUCAUUGGACUUGAGAGAAGAAGUCAAACGGGAACAAUCCAGAAUUAAAUCACCCCCAAAGGUGGCACCUAAACCAGGCAAAGAAAAGCCACCUGUUGCCAAGAAACCAGAAAAGAUUUCAAAGGAAAAAGCUUCCAGAUCGGAAAAACCAGCAAAGACAGAAUUGUCACCUAAAACUGAAAAAUCUUCAAAAGCAGCCAAGCCAUCAAAGAAGGAGAAAGAGGCAGCAAGGGAAGUUUUUAUGUAA
Molecule: messenger RNA, 1749 nt
Organism: Candidula unifasciata
Lineage: Eukaryota; Metazoa; Mollusca; Gastropoda; Stylommatophora; Geomitridae
Source: the annotation of a GenBank genome assembly